AAUGUUCACGCGGCUGUUUUGGAGGGGCGUCCGGAUAUUCAGUAGGGAGUCUGUCAGGCCUUUUUGGUGGAGGCCGGACCGGGGCGUGGCGGACCGGACCGCUGUAAGAGGGCUCAAGGGCCAGGAGGAGGAGCUGCGAUGACGGAGUCGAAAGCAAAACUGGUGGAAAUCUGCCUAUCUGCACUUGUUGGAUACUAAGAGCUGUUCGUUUGCUUUUCGCCGCGGUUAAGGCGGCUGCUCUUGAGAUAAGAGCUGUUGGUUUUUUUUCAUUAACACUACCAGAGUGAGCAUUCAUUCAAGUAUGGGACAAGACCUGUUCACCUACACUAUAAAUACAAAACCUUCAUCUAUCUGUGCUUAAAGAUGGCUGCUGUAAAGAAAGCCUCAAAAACAAAGUCUGGCAAGGUGCGCUUUUCAGAGGAGUCUGCUGCUGCCAGCCAUGUACAUUUUGAUGAAAAGCUCCAUGACUCUGUAGUCAUGGUAAUACCACAGACGGAUGGGAACUUUCUGGUGAAGGUUGGAUUUCUAAAAAUUCAGCAUAAGUAUGAAAUUGUUUUCAAAUUACCAGAAAUUAACAGUCUGGGAAAAGAUAUAUGUGCAGCACCACUGCCCAACACCAAUCUCAAAGUGAGCAAGAUCAGCCCUGUACCAGAAGGUGGUCUCAGACUGUUUUGUGAAUAUACUGCCCAUAAGGAGGGUGUUAUCAAGGAUGAGAUUGCUCUUAUCAGUGAAACCAGUGAAAAGGGGUCUGUGAAAGUGGUGAUCCAAGCACGUGUAAUGGAUCGCCAUCAUGGAACGCCAAUGCUCCUGGAUGGGGUUCGCUGUAUUGGUGCUGAGCCAGAGUACGACUCCGAACAGAGUGACUGGCAGGGAUUUGACUAGUUGCAGCUGUCCACAGUAUAGCCUUUAAGCUGGGGGGGGGGGGGGGGGUGGAUAUGGGGUAGUAAUUGGGAUUUUAAAUACCUGUGAAAACCCAGUUUUUAUUUUUUAAUUUCUUUUCGUUCUUCUUGUAACAUGAGUUUUUUGUUUGUUUAUUAAGGUUUUGUAUAUGAUGUCUUUAACUUGGAUGUAUUCAGAAAUGUCAGGUUGGUAAAUAAUUAGGCCUCUUUGUCUUAUCGCUGUAUUCUUUCUUACUUGGGUAACCUCUAACUGUUGAUGUUUGACAAAGGUGUCCUCCUUACCACGUGUGAAGCUGCUGGUCUGGAUUUUAAAGCUUGAAUGUAGUCUUGCAUGAGAAGGUACCUUGAAACUGUGUUCCAUUCUGCACACAUGCAGUGUUUUUUUUGCUAUCUAGGCUACACAUGUAUGCUGCCUGGACAGUGUCUUUGUUUUUUGACGUCUUUGUGCCAUGAGGGUAACCUUUCUCCCUCUCUCCCUUUGAGCCAUGUGUUUAGCAUACUUCAGUCAGUCUGUUUCAAAGUAGUAAUAUCAGAUGUUACCUAUGUUGUUAAAAUAAAACUGACUUGGUAGAUGAUUGUGUGAUACUGACCACAAGCCAUUGCUUUUUAAAAACAAUUUGAGGACAUAGUAAUAGAGUAAGAAGUGGGUUUCAUUUAAAUAGUUUGUCCUCUUGGACAAUGAACGAUGGCACAAAUUUGAGUCCUCUGCUUUGUCAACCUUGCCAAUCAGUGCUGUGGUAUAUUCUAACUUGCAAGUUUUAAAAACCUCUUCUCCAUAUAAUUCUGCAUUACUUGUGCACACGGUGAAGUAGAUUUGUGUGUGUAUGUGAAUGUAGGUUGGUAUGUUCAGCAUGGAAUUGGUUGGCAAUCUCAUUACUUUAAUAAUGUCCACUUGGUGCGCUUAUCUAGGAGAAAUUUGUAUGUACAAUGUAUCUGUUUGUGUCCAAGGGCAUGUGUAUACCUAACUUGAAACUGUCUUGGACAUAUUUAUUUCUGCCGUUUUGUUGCCUUUAUGUCCAACAGCAUACUACAUACUGUUUGGACUGAUUUAAGAAAAAAAUCAGGUCAGCUUUUGUGUGUAACUCCUACACAAACAUAUACGGAGUGUUUAAAUAGGGGUUAAUGCCUUAGAUGCAUACAGGUGUGUAUAUAAUUUUUGGUACUUUAAGACAUGGGUCGGCAACCAGAGGAAUAUGUGUUUUCAUAGUGUUUUUAGCGUUUGAUCACAUUGCACUGCUCUUUUCUUUGUUACAGGAAGGUAGCUGGCUCUGUCAAUUGAUCUAAAUGUGAAAAUAAUUUCAUCUUAAUUGGUCCUAUAUACUGCAUGGCUUCUAAUGGUUUUGUUCGCAGACAAUUAUGAACUCCUUUGAACUGAACAGUAGCCUCUAAGACUUGGUCCGUGGGUUUACUUGAGUAUCUCUGCCAAGAAAAAUUUCACAUUGCAGCCGUUCAGAUUUGAAUCAAGCCUGUAAUCUUGGGUUGCCUCAGCUUGAGGGAUAUGUGUAAAAUAUCUAUCUUGUGCUACUUCUGCAGGCCCAGAAGUCACUGAGGUUUAUUAUUUUGUUAAUUUGUAAAUGCCCAGACCAUGUGUUCCAAUUUGUUCAUUUAGUUUGAUCGGAUCAGGUCAUUAUAUAUUGUAAUAUUUCUAACAUUGGCUCGAUGUAGAGUUUGCACAGUUUGACACUGCUAAGACGUCCUUGUCAUUUUCUUUGCUUUUUUUAAAUUUUUGUCAUUGCAGGUACACUUGUUUUACCCAUAUAUCAAUAAUAAGUAUGAGGUGACUAGCAAUCAAUGUUUGUUUAUCCACAUGUAGCAAAACAAAAAAAAAAAAAGAAUUUAUCCAGAGGAUAACACAGUUAAAUUGACCAGCUUUUCCAAUCCAAGUGUAUAAAAUUUAUACAUGAUCAAAAAUAAGCAAAAAAUAAAGAAAGAAAAAGUAACAAGGUUUGUAUAUGUUCUGUGUGAAUUUAUGCAGUAGCUGAAAAAUGUAGAAUCCCUUAUAGUGCUAAAAGUGAGUAUUAUUGCAACAAAGUGUGUCUGAGGUCUUCUGUUUUGUGGACCGUAAUUUCUAAAUGGUGAUAGCAUGAAUUUGUCUUUAAAGAAACCAUUUAAACGGAAAACAGUGUAAAUACUGUAUUAAGGUAAAUUGUGAAAUCUACAAGUCUGCAAUAAAUAUCCUGUUUGACACAUCUCUUUAAACAGAGGCAUGCUUUUAUUUGUGGCAUCUGUACAUUAAAUGGGUGAAUCUAAAGCCCCAUAAAAUGGAAAAUGUGAGAAAAAAAUAAUGUACAUUUUUUAAAAGUAUAAUUUAUGCAUUCUAUGUAACAUGUCAGCAGCUCAAAACAUUUAAAAUUGACAUUAGGCCGAAGUCAUUAUUGAUAUUGUUGAAAGGAGAAGUGUGCUAGUUCUGGUAAUAUUGGCUUGUGUAUGUUGGUCACAUACUGGUUUGGGUUUAUUAGUGGCUACGAAUACAGGAAGGUGCUACUGUGUGGCGAAUGGUGCUGGACCUUAUGGAGUGGUUGGAUCAUGUCAUUUUAACUGACAAAAGGCACACCUUGCUCUGUAAUACCAAUAAUAUCUUCACAUUUUUAUUUUGCUUUCUAUGCAGAUUUGUUACAGAUGGUAACUGUAAAUUAAUGAUGUGUAGGUUCAAUUCAUACAUUGAAGUACUGCAAAUGAAGCUUGACAAUAAUGAUUUGCUAUUUGUGUUCCAUCUAUUGAUCAGCCCAACUUAGUGUGUCUCUAAUGAAAGUGCAGUGUAAAAAUGCAAAAACCCCUUUGUCAACCAAUUCCUUUUUAUUUAAUGGACACUAUUCUAUCAUGCAGAGCCUUGGAAAGAAAGAAGCCCUGGGUUAGUGCUUGAGUUUGUUUUGCGUGGUGAUUGAUUGUAUGUGCUGCACACACACACACACACACAUAUAAAUUAUAUAUAUAUAUAAUAUUAAAGUAUAUUUUAAUCAGAGCUGUGGGUCUGAAAGCAUAGAAUAUAGCACUACGUAUGUGUGCCAUAAUCAGGAUUAUGUGAUAGCAAUGCAAUUCACUUGUCCCAAGCUGUACACGCUUUUAAUCCAGUGUUUUGAUUCUUUGGUUUAGCUACUCAAGUUCUCCAUGUCUGUCAUGUAGCCUGACAGGGGAAGCUAAGCUAGAACUAUAGUCCGGGUGUCAAUUUGUCAGUGGGGACGACAACUUGCUUAAUUUAUUGCCCAGUACUUUUAUAGAUUUAUUGUUGAUAUUUGAAAGCAGUAUAUUUGAUUGUCAAAGCAAAGCCAGUCCAUAAACAAUGCUGGAUAUUUUAAUAUAACUGAUCAUUGUGUAACUGUGAAAUAAACCAAGCCACCAUGCAGGUUCACUAAAUUAAAUGCUGGACUUAAGAAGCAGAUGUUAGUAAAUAAUUCUGUGCUGCUUAAAGCACACUUUCAUUGGUUUAUUCAGGCAGUGGGUUACACUGCAGCCUUCACUUUAGUGCUGCCUGUUUUCCUUUUUGUUUUCACAACAGACUCUGCAAAUCCCGUGUCAGUGGCUUCCAUCGGGUAUUGGUGGUAGACAAAUCUGUGACAGAGUCAGGCAGCUUUUCUUGUCUUUCUUCUCAAUUCUGUAUCCUACUGUGAAAUUGGGAAUGGAAAUUGUACACAGGAGCCAACGCUGCAACACAAGAAGCAGGUUCAGCACUGUAGACCUGGUCUGUGCAACUCUUAACCGUCUCAACAGUUUGGUGGGUGAAAGACUUCUGGUGACCAAGAAAUAGCAUUUGCUGUCAGUGUGUAAGAACAUGCCAUGUAGUGUACACUUCCAUGCCAAGGGUUCCCUUUGCUGAAGUUUUGAAAAGGAAAAAUAAACAAAUGCAAAGCCAAAACUGUAAAACUAUUUUUGAUUAAUGUAUUAUUUGAAUUUUCAUAUUAUUUAGUUUUACCUUUGAAAUGCCUUGUACUCUUAAAUGCAACAGCUGAAUAAAGUGAUACUUCAUUUUCUCA
Messenger RNA from Erpetoichthys calabaricus (reedfish), 4870 nucleotides. It is a transcript of the gene adisspb, whose product is annotated as adipose secreted signaling protein. The record is from RefSeq and is a predicted model, not a curated record. NCBI's taxonomy places the organism in Eukaryota, Metazoa, Chordata, Cladistia, Polypteriformes, Polypteridae. The transcript is spliced from 6 exons. Bases 364 to 882 code for a protein of 172 amino acids.